GUUGUUUCCUUUUUCGACCGCGUGGAAACGUAUUGAGCAAUAUGUUUUGGCAGUCCAAUGUCACGCGGCUGCGUUUGCUAAUAUCUCUGUGAUCAGGCAAUCAGAAUUCAGAAUCAUACAGUUGAAUCAUGCCGAAGAGACGAAAAAGUAGGCAAUCAAAAAAAGCUGCAUCUGUUGAAGAGGAGGCUCCGGUGGAAGAGAUUCAAGAUGAAGAAUCUCGGGAUUCUAGCUUGCAAGAAGAGGAGUCAUCAGGUGAAGUGGCAAACAAAGACAGCAUUGAAGAUAUUGACAAAAACCAAACUGAAAACAAAGACUCUUCUGCUGAUGAGAAGAUCAAGGACAAUUCAAGUCCAAAUAUUGUGGGUGAAAUGUCAGAGGGUACCACCAAACAGGACAAGGUAGAGGAGAUUGAACCUAUGGAAACCACACCUGAAGAAACCACAGCUCCCGCUGACAAAAAAUCAAACGAAACCACUGCAAUUGAUAAUUCUGCCACUGAUAAAGUUGACACAGAUAAUGAUGCAGUUGAAACACCUACAGAACCACCUAGUGGCAAUGUUAACAUUGAGCAAACUGUCAAACCCUCUACAACGGAAAGUGACGUUGUUCCCAAUCCAUCUGACGUUGCAAAUCUUAAUAUGGAAGUAGACAAAUCACAAUCUGAAGAAAAUCUGAAUCAAAUUGAUAAUGAGGAUGACAAGAAAAAUCAAGAAACCAAUGAAAAAACAGAAACUGAGGAAGAAGGGAUUCCUACUGGGCCUACCGUAGAGAAGAUCCCGACAUCACCUUUAUGCUAUGAUGAUGAAAAAGAUGAAAUUCCAAUCGAUCCAGAAGGAGAUGAAGGAGAAGUCGUUAUUGGAUCUGAAUCUGCAGAAUUCUUGAAAUACUGGCGAGCUGUUCUUGAGAAUCCUCAGGAUUUCACUAAUUGGACUUAUUUGUUACAACUCGUGGAACAGGAGAAUAAGUCUCCUCUUGCUCGUCGGGCUUACAAUGGAUUUUUUAAACGAUAUCCUCUCUGUUACGGAUACUGGAAAAAGUUUUCAGAAAUGGAAAAGCGUCAUGGAAAUUACGUUCGAGCCCAAAGGAUUUUGGAAAGAGGUGUCCGUGCUAUACCUCUCAGUAUUGAUCUGUGGGUUCAUAUGAUAGAUUUCUACACAACCAAUUAUAAAGGACCUGACGCAGGGAAAGAAAAAGUCAAAAUAAUAUUCGAGCGAGCUGUCAAAGCAGCAGGGCCUGAGUUCCGAUCUGAAAAGUUAUGGAACAAAUACAUACACUGGGAACAAAGCAACAAAGAUUGGAAUGCUGUCAUUGAUAUUUAUGACAGAGUACUGAAACUACCUACACAACAUUAUGCUAUAUUUUUCAAGGAUUACAAAGAAUUUGUGAUGUCCCGAUCACCAAAGGAGAUUCUGUCGUAUCAGGAAUUUGAAGAAAUGUUAGAAGAAGUUCGAGAUGAUGCAGAUGCCUUGGAAAAAGAUAAAAAGAAAGAUGCAGAAGAUCAAGAGAUGCAAGAGGAUGUGGAUGAUGAUGCUCCUCCAGGUGUAGAAUCGAAUGACAGAGGAAAACCUCCCAAUGAAAAGGAAUUAAAAGCUGUUAGUGAGAAGAUAAUUGAAAAAAAGAAGAAAAUGUUUGAUGAAACUGAGGCAUCUGUCACAAAGAUAUGGACCUUUGAGGAAGGAAUAAAGAGACCUUAUUUCCAUGUAAAAGCAUUAGAGCGAACACAGAUCAAAAACUGGCGUGAUUAUUUAGAAGCUGAAAUUGGCCGUCAAGAUAACGCGGAGCGAGUCGUAUUAUUAUUUGAAAGAUGCCUUAUUGCAUGUGCCCUUUAUGAAGACUUUUGGCUGAAGUAUGCGAGGUAUUUGAUGAAGUCUGAUAGCUCACGUGCAAGAGAUGUUUAUCGAAGAGCUUGUCAAAUACAUUUACCAAAGAAACCCAAUAUUCAUCUACACUGGGCAACAUUUGAGGAAUUGGAAGGACAUCAUGAUGUUGCUGCUAAAAUUCUUGAAGAUCUUGAGAAAACCUUGCCAAACUUGGCCAUGGUUAAAUUACGAAGAGUUGCAAUUGAAAGGAGAGCUGGAAAUAUUCAGGCUGCUGAAGAUAUCAUGAAAGGUUAUGUAUCUGCUGCAGAGAAGGGAACUGACGAAUGUUUCUACAUCAGGAAAUAUGUUUGGUUCCUUGUCAAGGUAUCAAACAAAAUUGAUGAAGCCAGACAAGUGCUUAAGGAUGCUAUACAAGCCAAUGCUGAUAAGCUUCAGUUGUACAAAGAUCUGGUAGGUUUGGAGUUUUCUCAUGGAAGUGAAGACCAAGUUAUAGCUGCUUGUGACCUGGCUUUAGAGAGUUCUCUUUCAGAUGAAGUGAAAUUUCAAUUUUCACAGCGGAGGUUGGAAUACCUUGAAGAUUUUGGAACUGAUGCCAAAAGGAUGCAGAAAGCUUAUGACGAUCAUCAAAAGUUGUACAGAAGUCAUAAGAAGAGAGUACAAAGCGUAUCAGAAACUUCUGCUGUUCAACCUGUUGCCAAGAAGUCAAAAACAGAAGUUACAAGUCCAGUCAGUGGUGGCAAUAAGAUCAUGACAACAGCCUCAAGGGGACAAUAUUCUGCUAAGCCAACAACCAACGGCACUUACUCCACUAACCAGGUAACAGUUUCUGCACAGCCACAAUCAGCAACAACAAUUCAGAGUACACAGCAAGUUUAUCCACAAGUCGCAGCAGCAAGUGGCGAUCCAAGUUUAUACUAUCAAAACUAUUGGAAUUACCAGCAGAAACCAGAGGUGCAGCAAUAUAAUUAUAGCCAGUGGCCUCAAUAUUCCCAGCAAUAUUAUCAGCAAUGAAGAAAACAACAUUAAAAAAUAGAAGAACAAACAGUAACUUGAAAAUAAACAACAAAACAAA
Styela clava is the source of this 2892-nucleotide messenger RNA. RefSeq names its product pre-mRNA-processing factor 39-like. Gene Ontology annotation, molecular function: pre-mRNA 5'-splice site binding; protein binding. Lineage: Eukaryota; Metazoa; Chordata; Ascidiacea; Stolidobranchia; Styelidae. The record is from RefSeq and is a predicted model, not a curated record. Gene Ontology annotation, cellular component: U1 snRNP; commitment complex; U2-type prespliceosome. Gene Ontology annotation, biological process: RNA processing; mRNA 5'-splice site recognition.